Messenger RNA from Harmonia axyridis, 2117 nucleotides. RefSeq names its product exonuclease 1. Gene Ontology annotation, molecular function: DNA binding; 5'-flap endonuclease activity; metal ion binding. Lineage: Eukaryota; Metazoa; Arthropoda; Insecta; Coleoptera; Coccinellidae. The record is from RefSeq and is a predicted model, not a curated record. The coding region runs from base 160 to 1989 and encodes 609 amino acids. Gene Ontology annotation, biological process: DNA recombination; mismatch repair. Gene Ontology annotation, cellular component: nucleus. The transcript is spliced from 6 exons.
UAACCUAACAAUUCAAUUUUUCCCGCUAUAGAGAAUUGUAAAGAUUGCUAGAAAUCAAUGAAUGAAACAAACAUGAUAUUAUUUAUUUAUACUUGAAGCAGAGCCUACCUAAUCCAUUGUGAAUGUUCUUUAUUGUGAAAUUUAAAAAAUACCGAAAUAAUGGGUAUUACAGGACUCCUUCCUUUUUUAGAAAAAGCCACAAGAAAUUGUAAUGUUUCAGAAUUCAGAGGGGCUACAGUAGCAAUCGAUAGCUACUGUUGGCUCCAUAAAGGAGCAACAGCUUGCGCAGAUAUAUUAGCUAGAGGAGAAGAAACUGAUAUUUAUGUUAAUUAUUGUAUGAAAUAUUUGAAUAUGCUGAAGAAAUAUGACAUCAAACCUAUUAUGGUUUUUGAUGGCAAUCACCUACCAGCGAAAGCAUUAACAGAAAAAAGAAGACGAGAAACUAGAAAAAAUGCUAAAGUUAGGGCUGCUGAACUCUUACGCUUGGGCAAAAAGGAUGAAGCAUGGAAUUAUUUUCGACAAAGUAUCGAUAUUACAGCUGCCAUGGCAUUGAAUCUGAUAAAGGAAUGUAGAAGGAAUAAUAUAGAUUGUAUAGUAGCACCUUAUGAAUCAGAUUCUCAAUUAGCUUUUCUGAAUAUUAAAAGAAUAGCUGAUAUUGUGAUAACAGAAGAUUCUGAUUUAGUACUUUUUGGAUGCGAUAAAAUUCUUUAUAAAAUGGAUAUCAAUGGAAAUGGACGCCUAGUUGAUAAGCAGAAACUACCUCUUUGUAUGGAUAUGAAACCUGACAAAUAUACCUUUGAUAAAUUCAGGUAUAUGUGUAUUUUAUCAGGCUGUGAUUAUUUAGAUUCCUUACCAGGUAUCGGACUUAAAAAGGCUUUAAAAUUCAUUUCGCUAACAGCGGAAACAAAUCCUGUGAAGUUCCUAGAUAAACUUCCCAGAUAUCUGAACAUGAAGAAUUUAGUAGUAACUGAGGAUUAUAAAACCAAUUUCUUGAUAGCUGAAGCAACUUUCAAACAUCAGGUGGUUUUUGAUCCCCUUCAAAGGAAACUGACGUACCUAACAGAUCCUGCGCUGUGCGGAACAAGACCAGAACAUUGCAAAAAUGCUGGAGAAUUUUUCGAUGAAAAAACUGCGUACCAGGUUGCUAUCGGUAACUUGAAUCCAUUUUCUCAUGAGAAGUAUGACGAUUGGUCACCAACCAAAAACUGGAAUAACAGUUUCCACAGUAUUUGGUCUAAUACAUAUAUUAAAAAAAAAUCUAGAGUAGAACAAAAACAAUUGGAAAGAUCUGAAAAUAUUGAGGUGAAGGAGAAACAGAUGAAAGAAAUUGUCAGAAAAAAUGAAGAAAUAGACCAAGAAGAAAAAGUACACACCGAAAAAUUUGAGUCUGAACUGAACAUUUACUAUCAAAAGGAAACCAAAAAACUUUCACAUUGUAAGAAUGAAGAUAAAAUAAACGAAAGUUUAGGAAAAGAGGACAGUGAAGAUGAAGAAAAGUUAUCUGAUAAACCAAAGGAUUCUACCUCAUGUCAUGAACAAUCUGUAAAAAAAGAAGAAUCUCCUACUCUACCUAGAAAAUCUGUGAACCCCUUCCUUAAGAAAAGACUGAGCAAGUUUGGUUCAACGGAAGUCAAGACAGAUGUAGUAGUUAAAAGUAAAUAUUUUCAUUCCAAAUCUGUCGAUUUAGGAAUAGUAAAAAAAGAAGAACAGAAAACCGAUGAUGAUAUUUGUUCUUUGGAAACAAUAGAAGUUGAAGAGGACCGUGAGCAUAGCAAAAAAAGAAAAACGGAACCUGAGGAAGAAACCUGCAUAAUUGAUGAAUCUCCAGUGAAAGACGAAGAAAAAACUAAAAUAUCUUGUAGUCAGCCAACCUCGAGUACUGCCAAAAAACCAAAAUUAUCGAGAUGCCGUUCCGUUGGCUUGCCAGUGAAAUCGAAAAAGUUUCAGCCCACUCUGCAGGCAUUUUUUGGGAAUCUGAAGAAGAGUUAGUUUUUGUUUUUAUUGAAACUUGUUAUUUUUUACAAUGAACAGUAUAUUUUUGAUAAAAUGUUAUUGGACUAUCAAUUCUGUUGAAAAAUCCUCAAUUUUUUAUAAAAAUACUUGUUAAUAAAACGUGA